Messenger RNA from Ogataea haglerorum, 1338 nucleotides. RefSeq lists its product as uncharacterized. The transcript has a single exon. Gene Ontology annotation, cellular component: plasma membrane. Gene Ontology annotation, molecular function: ammonium channel activity. Bases 1 to 1338 code for a protein of 445 amino acids. Gene Ontology annotation, biological process: ammonium transmembrane transport. The record is from RefSeq and is a predicted model, not a curated record. Lineage: Eukaryota; Fungi; Ascomycota; Pichiomycetes; Pichiales; Pichiaceae.
AUGCAAGAGGGAGGAGUUGAGGUAGGGCUAGCGUUGAACUCGCUAUUCACACUGCUCAACUCCAGUCUUCUGCUCUUCUUGAUUCUUGGUAUGGCACUAUUCUAUUCAGGACUUACGCAGCGUAAGGCUGCGUUCCAGCAGCUAAGUUUCCCGUUGCUUGUCACGCUAGAAGUGAUGAUCCUCUGGUUAUGUUUUGGGUAUACUCUGAGUUUCUCAGAUACAGGCAAAACGGGUUAUCUUAGCGAUUUCGCACAUGUGGGUUUGAAAGAUAUGGGUGCUCUGGUGGUUUACCCAAAUUACCGAUACAAAGAUUAUACGACUCAAGUCUUUGGCCAGGUUUAUGCAGUUUACAAUGGAUUAUUUGCAAGUAUCACUGCAGUGAUAGCUAUGGGGUGUCUGUGUGAACGUGGGCGACUGAAACCAGCCUUAAUUUUUCUCAUACCUUGGAUGUUCCUUAUAUAUUGUCCUAUAGCAUACUGGGUGUGGAACCCUAACGGAUGGAUGCACAAAAAGCUGGACGUUCUGGACUUUGCUGGAGGAAACGCAGUCCACAUCGUUUCUGGAACCACAGCACUUGUUUAUUCGUGGUUUUUGGGGUACAGAAACGAGACCAGUCUUGUCGAAUAUAGGUCAAGCAACUUGGGCAUGGUUAUUUGCGGAGCGAUAUUUAUCGCCGUCGGAUGGUUAGGCUUCAAUUGUGGCGCACUUUACACCGUGAAUCCACUCACUGGUGUUAUUCUGUCCAACACCAUAACAAGCAUGGCUGUUGGCGGGCUUAGCUGGAUGGGGCUGGACUACUUAUAUCAUAGAAAUGGACGGAUCUCGGCUGUGGGGCUGUGUUCCGGCUGCAUAGCAGGGUUGACAGCAAUGACCCCAUGCACUGCGUACAUAAAUUUUUGGUCCAGCUUUGUGGUAGGCUUACUGAGUGGUGUACUUUGCAAUGUCGGGACCCGGCUCAAGUUCUGGCUGAAAAUUGACGACUCGCUGGACAUCGGAAUUCACCUAUUCGGGGGUAUUGUGGGGAACCUGCUAGUCGGCCUCUUUGCCGACAAGAACGUUGCGGCCCUGGGCGGCCUGUCGAUUAAAGGAGGCUGGAUCAACCGGCAUUUCAUUCAGCUGCUACAACAGUUUAUCAGCUCGCUGGUGGUGACAAUGUACGUCGCAGGCGUCUCGUUCGUAAUUCUGGCUAUCCUGGUCCGCCUGCCUGGUUGCAGACUCCGUCUCGACGAGGCCGGCGAGCUUGAAGGCUCGGAUUACGCUGUUUUCAGCUCUGAGUACAUUGCCGACUACGUGGAGUUUGUGCGGCAGCUGAACCCGGACGAUUACAAGGAAGACUGA